This is a messenger RNA of Scophthalmus maximus (turbot), 3349 nucleotides long. RefSeq lists its product as uncharacterized. The record is from RefSeq and is a predicted model, not a curated record. The transcript is spliced from 2 exons. Lineage: Eukaryota; Metazoa; Chordata; Actinopteri; Pleuronectiformes; Scophthalmidae. Bases 450 to 1286 code for a protein of 278 amino acids.
UGGUGAUCUCCAAGAAUAACUGGGGGUUACCGUGGGACUGGCCGGGACCAGCCACAGAUUCCCACGACCCCUCCUCCACCACACACACACACACACACACACACGCGGGCUGCACAGGCGCUCACGCAGAGGAAACAGAGGCAGAGCAGCUUUGCACCACUUUUUUUGUGAGACUGUUAUUUACUAUAAAAGCUUCAUUCCAGGCUCAGCAGCAGCAGCAGCCGCAGUAACGUUGACUCACACAGCGAAGACAAGGAUGAACCCCCCCGUCUUAAUCCGAGGAGGAAUGAGAUGAAAGUGUGGAUUUCCCCGCGAAGCGAAGUGCUGCAGGAGAAGACUGGCGGUGUGAGUGGGAGGAAGAACGCAACUCGGGCUGGUUUUAUUCCGAUAAUGCCGAGGAUCCAGCAUCUGCUUCGGAUUUACCUCCAAAACCAGUCUGAAGCCAGAGGAUGACAGCAGCCAGUCCAUCCUGCAGCCCCACCUCCUCCCUCUCCACCCAGUUCUCACCCGCUUGCCUCCCAGCAUCAUGCCACAGACACCUGAGGAAAGGCCAAGCCCUCCGGACCACACUGCCCCUGCGCUCCGCCCCCGGCGCCUGGCUUCUGCUGGGUGUGGUGGUGGUCCUGGUGGGGAUGAGUGUAGCAGUGGCGGGCUACGUAUCGGCAGUACCGAAGCCCAUGGGCGGCCGCGGCAGCACCCACGCCGAGAGGAUGAAGCUGACCGGGCCCGUGGUCAUGGGCGUGGGCCUGUUCAUCUUCAUCUGCGCCGCCACGCUGCUGUACGAGAACCGGGACCGCGAAGUCCUCAGACACGAGACGUCUGACGACAUUGAGGAUCUGAAGGGAGGAUACGGCUGGGAGGACUCGCAGGAGCAGCCCAGCUUCGGCUGCCCGGAGCAGGGGGAGUGUAGAGACGGAGAGCAGGGAUCCUGGGCCACGCCGGCCCACACACUCCCCCUCUCAAAGCAGAGCUGGGGGCCUCCUCUUCCUCCCUCUCUGCCUCGCACCAACGGACACAACAUCAGCAGCGGACCAUCUCCACUGCCUCCCCCGGACGCAGGAGGUGGAGACAAAGAGAAGGUGCAAAUUCAGGUGGAGGAGGAGGACGAGGAGAGGGAGGGAGGGUCAACCCUGCUGGCCCGAGUUCUGCACCACCAGGAACCGACUCCUCAGCCUCCGUCCCCCUGCCGGUCCGUCUCCCCCUCCUCCGUCUACUCGGACUCCUGCAACUCCAGCGAGAUCCACUUCAACCUGCGGACAGACUCUCCUCCGCCGCCUCGACGCUGAGCCCCCCACCAGUUCAGCUCCUGCUGUCUCAUGAAAUAUGCAUGAUGAGAUACCUUUUCAAAGUUCCACGUGCAGACACGCAGUAAAGACCAGGACUCGUCAUUCCUCAAUAAACAGAUGAAAUGUUUGUUUGCAUGUUUUCGUCCCUCCGAUUGGCACAGCGGCUCUGAGUCACCGUCUGUGGAGGUUGUUUUUUGCCCUACAUCGUCCUCUGACUCACUCACAUUUGAAAGAUUGGAGCGAUGCCGUUUGAUGUCAACUCGGCAUCUUGUUUGUCUUUGAACUCACCCGUGCCCAAAAAUCCCUAAAGCCACUGAUUUUUUCUCUGACCAUAUUUGGCCGCGAGGAGGAUUGCUGAAAAGUUAUUUGGGUGGCACACUCAGUCCUUGGCUUUCCCCUCUCGCACUAACACACACACACACACACACACACACACACACACACACACACACCCCUGCCGAGGAGCAGUGUCUACAUUUCUUUUCUGGAGAGGUUCGGUUAAGAGGAUGAGCCGGAUUAGGCCUCACACGAGUCUUUAUCUAAUCUCACACAUACUGCAAUCUCCUCUUUAUCUGAGCAAAUUGUGUCUCAGUAUAAACAAGAGACGCACACAAAGGCCACACUCCUCUCACUCCACACCUACAGCCACGCUAUAAAUACCAGCUGAUGCUUUGUACACAUGCAAGUGUGGACACCACACUGUAAUUCAACUUUUUUUUUUUUUCACACUGUCAGCUGCUCAGUCUUCUCUCGAGUGUGGCGAGGGGAAAUCUUCAAGAGUCCGGAUAGACGGAGAGAGCAAGGACUUAAAAAGCUAAAUCCGCGGUGAUGCUGGCGAGUUAUUCCUGACACAGCUCAACUGAGAAAAGCUUGUCCUCUCUCUCCCACCAUCCCGAACUUUCAUCUCCCUCCUCAUCAUCAUCGGUUUCCUACGCUUUAUUCAAAUCCCCCAUCCUCCGUCUCAACCCUUAGCUUCUGCAAAACAGCAAGACGGAGAAAAAUAGGGCAAAACGAGGGCAAGUGAAAAAAUGUUAUCAGACACAAUUAAGCCAAAUGAGCGCGUUUGAACAGUCGAAUGGGGUAAAGUUUCAGGAUUUUAAUUAUCACCAGCAUUUUCUCCCGAAGCCUCUAAUUACACUGGGGAUCAGACUGAAGGUUUUUAUAGGUGCUUUAGGACUGCAGAGUAUUUCCUUUUGUUUGGGCCCAUGCUGGGAUCCUGCCAUCCAGAUGACGACCGAGACUGAAGUGUUCAGUAGUUUGCAGCCGCUCUCUAAAAACCUCUCUCGCCCUGAGUGGGGGGUUCUGUAGGCUGCUCUGAGAUUUAUAUUUCAGUUGCAGGGAUGAGCUGGCUGAGGUGUUUGCCUGGACUCCUUUGUAACUUAUCGCUCAGAAAAGCAGCUCUCUCCUCUCCUCCUCAGCGUGACAUGAUGUGUUCAUCAUUUAGAAAGAAAACGAUGCUGGAUGAUAGAGCCACAAUUUACAAUUAUCUUUCAUCACUGAUUCAUCCGCAGGUAAUUUUCUUGGUACGGGUCAGACGGCCAGGGUAGGAAGUUCAGGUUUUCUAGAAGCUGUUAAGUAAGUUUUUUACUUCAACUCCACAGUCGUUCUGGUGCAGUUUCUGUUUCGAUUAUUCUAUCCACCACAUUCAUAUCAGCGAGGGGAGGUAAAAAACAAAACAAAAACAGAAACACCUCUUUGUACAAGAACUACAUAUCUUUAUAUCCAAUAUGAAAGCUGUCGGAAAAAUGAAAAUGACAAGGGCGCUGAAUCAGGAGCAACUGGUCUUGGUCGUAGAUUCGUGUAGGAUCCAGUUGCUGCUGAUUCAACGCCCUUAGAUAACUUUGACCUGGAUGAAUGAAAGUCUCCGCAGACAUCUUCAGAUUGCUUGUCCUGUCCUGACAACAGUUCAGAGCUCAACAAACAUGAGUUUACCAUCAUAUAAGACAAAGACGAGCAGCAAAUCCUCACGUUCAAGAAGUUUUUCUCCAAAAAAAGGAUUCGUCAGAUUCAUUGAUUAUCAAAGAUGUUUACGAAUAAACUUGAGUGGAACAACUGAACCAGUA